Molecule: messenger RNA, 5280 nt
Organism: Odontomachus brunneus
Lineage: Eukaryota; Metazoa; Arthropoda; Insecta; Hymenoptera; Formicidae
Gene: Nup214
Product: nuclear pore complex protein Nup214-like
Exons: 5
Coding region: 337-5157 (1606 amino acids)
Biological process (GO): protein import into nucleus; RNA export from nucleus
Cellular component (GO): nuclear pore
Molecular function (GO): protein binding; structural constituent of nuclear pore
Source: RefSeq, a predicted model, not a curated record
AACUAAUAAAAACCCAAGGCUAGCGAGCUACCGACAAUUGGAGGUUAUAUUACGUCUCAACGGCUGGUCAGACGGUUUUUAUUUUAGUAAGGGGUUAACUUGUGCCAGAGAAAUUUGAUGCAUUCAUUUUGCUUCCUCUUGGCAUUUUAUGUCUCCGCGAACUAAGUUCGUAACACAGUUUAAAACAUUAUAAGUGCUAUCAUGAGAGUUGUAGUUAGUGUCGGUUAACACUCGGCUAAAACUUUGGAACGUACUUCACAUAGUGAAGCACACACGCCGAUCUUAUUUAUUACUGUUACUAAUUAUUUAUAAGGAGAAAUCGUAAAACAGAUAAAAAUGAAGGCGAUACCAGAUCCAAUAUAUGUGCAGGAAUUUCUAUUUAAAGAAUCAAAUACAACUCAAAUAUGUGAUGGAUUGUCACAAAUACCUAAUGCUUGUAACCUUCUCGUGGCAGACAAGAAACGAGGACUACUUUACAUAGGACACAAUGACAAAAUUACUGUAUUGAAGCCAGCAGAAGAGAACAGUGCAGAAUGGAAGAUAGAACUCCAAUUGCCAGGCACUAUAUCGAAAAUUGCAAUUAAUUGUGAUUAUAGAUAUGUUGCUGUAACCAUAGCACAGAAGCCUUCAAUACUGAUAUACGCUGCCUACUCAUUAGCUAGAAAUAGUCCUUGUCUGUUAUUUGAAAUAGGAUCAAGCAAGGACAACAAUUACAUAACAGAUAUACGAUGGAAUCCUACGUUUCCUAUGAUGCUCUGCACUGUUAUUAGUGAUUAUACUUUUGGCAAUUUCCUACUAAAAGAAGAGACGAGGGAUAAGCAUGGACCGAAAUUAUCCUUCGAUAAGUCAAAAAUGUCGAACGAGGUACAGGUUCUGUGUGCAGCCUGGAGCCCUAAGGGCAAGCAAUUAGCUGUAGGUUGCAAGAAUGGAGAUAUUGUACAAUUAAAGCCAGAUUUAAAAAUUGCGAGGACUAUUGCGGGUCCUUCGCCAUCUAUCGGUGAGGUAAUCAGUAUCCUGUGGAUCAGUAAUUAUCAGUUCUGCGCGGCAUAUCUGAGCAACGAGCGGCAUAUCAAUGUCCUCAUCGUCGAUGCACCAAAAGGAGAAGCAAACGCCGCGUUUACAUGCUACGAAGAUAUCACGUACGGAUUUUCUGACGCUGACGGGGAGGAGAGCGUUUAUCGUUAUUAUUUCGAGUAUGUGCCAGAAUGGGGGCUUAUUAUAGCAGGCAGCAGCAAUAGCAGCGAAAUAGCCGUGUUGGGCACGACCGAUGGAGGCGCAAAUUGGAAUCUGUGGCAGUUAGUGGACAAUGGCAGAGCUCAAUUGCCUCUGAUGAGAACUACAGAGAUCUUUCCCAUAGGUCUGGCUGUGGACAGAUCUCCAACCAAUAGAUUACCAUGGGGCACGGACGCGAUAUUGCAGAAUCCGGUCCCGAUUUUGCAUAUUCUUGGAACAUCCGGAAAAUUGUGCAGUUUUCAUAUGGUUAAUUUAGUACCCAACUGUCCUGCCAUCAAUUCACCUCCCACGGAGAUUGUCACUGCUCCACCACAGCCUCCUGUUGUUUCACUCACAGAGAUGUCGUUCAACAUGAAUACUGUGGUGACCAGCACGCCACGCCCAAAGCAACCUGAGCUUGUGCCAGAACGUGCGAAAGCCGCUCCGAUAACGAACAUAUUCGGCGAUUCUUUGAAAGCGGCGGGAUUCUUUCAGCAACCGUCCGAACAACCAAUGGAACAGUCGAGACCAUCAGAGGGAAAAGCUAUCGCGCCUGUGGUCGCGAUUAACAAACCGCUCGCAGCGAAGGAAACGCCGGCGCCUGAAUCUGCGAAGAUUGAGACUAAGCCAGCGGCGCGAGACAAUGAAGUAAGUUCGCCGCAAGUGGCUGAACAGAAAUCUUCCAUAGACGAUAGCGUGCGGAUGCGAGCUUAUCUGCAGGAAGUAGCGUUGUUCGAGAAAGAAUGGCGAGGCAAGUUAGAGCCGCAAGUGUGGGAAUGCGGCACAGACAAGGAGAAGAAACGGCUCGGAGAGACAUCUGCCAUCGUAGAACAAUUCCUGAAAGAAUUGAAGGAAACGACCGGCAGUUUAGCCAGCGAUAUAGCGUACUUGAAGACUUUGUUGUUGCAGUCAUUCGCGUGGAUCGAAGAGACCAAAUCGAAGAAUGCAAGCAGCACAGAUAUGAACAACAGAAACUGUGGCGAGAACAGCAAAAUAGCGGAUCUACAGCGAACGUUCUAUUACGCGCAGACGCAGCUCAAUCAAGUUAGCAAAAUUUUGGAUUUGGAAUGGUCGGAGCAUAAGGCGCAGGAAAUGACGAAAAUGAAGAUACCCAGCUUGGAAUUCGUCUAUCAGAAUCUCCUGCUUCACAGCAAGAUCAUCGCGAAAGAGAAAGAGAAGCUGGAGCAAAUUUCGCGGAGGUGGAAGUUUCUCAGUCACUCGCCAGCAGGCACAGUUAAAGAUAUAUCCAAUCUCAACCGUUCGAUGUCGAGCCUGCACAUAAGUUUGCCAAGAACGUCAGUGUCGACUAUUCAAGGAAGGACUGAUGCGAUAGACGCCCAUUGCCGAAGUAUCGCUUCGAAGACUUUGAGUUUCACGCAUGAGAAGCAGGCAAAACUGAAGGCAUUGCUCGUCAAUUCCAGCCCGAAGAUUAUCAAGCCGGUAAACCCGUCACCGGUCCAAGAUCGUCUGAAGGCCACAUUAUCUUCGCUAGCAUCCGUUAAUUCCACGACGCCGCCUGAAACUAAGUCCAAGGUCGAGCCACUGAUUAUGAGUAAACCAAGUAUCGUGAAUAAGCAGAUCGUGGAGAAGGCCAAAUCACAAAGCAAUCCUUUAGCUUCAUUGAACAGUAUCGUCGCAAGGAUCGGCACGUCCGACACGAACGGCAUUGUUAUGCAGAAUAAAACGCAGCAGAAGCCGGCUUCUACGACCACCUCUUUCCCCGCUGCGAUCUCCGUCAAGCAGACGGAGAAGAAGCUUAUCAUACCGACAAUUCCCACGAUAGCCCAAGUCAGGCCGAAGCAAGAUCUCAAUAUCAACUUCCCAUCCAUCACUUUCAGCACACCUGCACCUAAGUCUCAAGAUAUCUUUUUCCCGAAACCCCCUGCCAUGGACACAACUGCCAAAAACAACAAGGAAUCCGUGGUGUCGUCGAGCAACGAUAUCAUCGUUCCUAAAGCGUCGGAAUCCGCGUUAUUCUCGACUAGUCUGCUGAAGGACGUACUAUCGACUGAAUACUCGUUAACGAAAACUGAGGGAAUCGCUCGUAGCCUGCCGUCGUUGCCCGUAGCAUCAGCUGUGAAAACAGACGCUGCUGCUACGUUUAGUUUCGCCACGCCUAGCGUUGUCCCGUCCGUUGCGAAAUCAUCCUCUGCCACUCCGCUUGACGCAAUGAUGUCCUUUACUUAUUCGAAGCCUUCUCAUACUCCCGCUGUAGAAUCAUCUGUAACAGUGGCGCAGUCGCUGAUGCAGCCGACGAUGCAAUCUGCGAUACAGCCGACGAUGCAAUCUGCGAUUCAGCCGGUGAUGCAAUCUGCGAUGCAGCCAACGAUGCAGGCAACACCGAUAGAAUUGGCGGCGCUGUCCUUAGGAUCAUCGAGUCCGUUGAACCUCCAGCAGACAAGUCUUCCGAGCGUUGGUACUAAUGGAAAGGUAAAUACAAUCGCAACCAUCAGCUUCGCUACUUCAAUCGCUGCUACGACGCAACCUUUCGUAACAACCACCGUUACUCCGUCCGACGUGACUAUCGGUGGACUUACCAUCAGUCUCGCAAACACGAAUGCUACUUCGAAGUUGAUGGAGACGCCAGUGUCUGACUCAGUCACUAUCCAAGCGGUCGCGACGCCCGAAGUGAAAUCACCCACUUUCGGCGCCGCAGCUGCUCAGGUUUCAACUUCGUUGCCAACUGCGUCGAUAUUUGGUAGUCAAAUCAUGGUGAAGAGUAUGGCUACACUCAUAGAGCCGUCGACAACACCGCCCGCCACCACUAUCUUCGGUGCGGCCGCUUUCCCGUCGAUUGCACCUACUUUCGACACGUCGACUUCAGCAUCGACCGCGUCGGUAUUCAGCGGAUUCUCAAACAUAUCCACCACAGGAGCUACCACCUACUCUUCGGCGACAACUGUGACCAGCAAUGUGUCUCCUUUCCAGAGCUCCUUGGGCAAGCCGGUCUUUGGCGAGUCCGCUACCAGUAUGCCAGCUACGAGUUUUGGAAUUACUACCAACAAUACCUCGGCGGCCAAGUCUCCGAUCUCCUUCGGUAUCCCUACAACGACGGUGGCGACGACGGCGACAGUAGCCUCUAUCACGCCGGCAUUCGGCAAAAGCCCGAUAGCAUCGCCAACGUCGAACGCUCAGUUUGGAACUCCGAACGUUCAGACACCCCCUGUGUCGACGGCGAAUGUCUUCGGGAAGAAUAUCAUCAGCCCUGCAUCGACACCCUUUAGCAACACCUCGGGCUCUGUAUUCAACAUGCCCGCCACAUCCUCUAACACUCCUAUAUUCGGCGGCGGCGGUAGCGGCAUGAAUUCCAUAUUCGGAUCGACCCCGCUGACUCCUACCAGCGGGAAUAUGUUCGGGGGUAAUUCAACGGUGUUCGGCGCGACUCCGUCGGUGCCCCUCUUCGACAGCAAUGCUCCGAAAUCUGGUGGCGGCAUGUUUGGCGGUGCGACGAAUGCGGCACCUGCUUCUCCGUUUGGUAGCGCAACCAGUAACGCGUCGCCAACGGGUGCAGGCGCUUCUCCUGCAGGCGCGAAUGUCUUUAAGUCUCCUGUGACCAAUACAUCCCCGAUGGGGGUGGGAGCGCAGCAACCUGUACUAGGUAGUCAACCUGUUUUCGGACAAACUCCUGCUUUUGGCGCCAAACCGAUGUUUGGAUCGCCACCUUCGAUGUUUGGCGCGUCGAAACCAGUUUUUGGAAGUGGCUUCGGCUCACCUCCCACGUUUGAAACUCCUGGCAUGGGAUUUGGAGCUGCAUCUCCCAUGCAAGGUGGUUCUACGAUGGAGAAUGUCAUGCCGAAAGUAUUUGGAGACGUAGCAGGCAGCAGUACAUUUGAAUCUUUAGCCAAUCAAUCGGGUGGUCUCAGCUUCGGCAGUUUAGCUCAAAAGAGUCCAGAAGCCGAGAAACCAGCGUUUACUGCCAGCAGCUCGUUCUCCAGUUGGAGGUGAACAAGGCAUGGUUGCGGCAAGUUUAUCUUUAAAACUCUCAUACAUCAUUCGAAUAGAAGCCAAGAAUGAUACGUCACAAUCAUGUGCACAUUGUUUUAUAUUGAGAAGUAUGACUUUUUAUGA